AUGGAUGCAAUUGCAGAUAGAGCAUUUGUGGAUGUGCAAAGUGGUAAAGGAAACCUCCACAGGGUUGUGGAUGAGACACCUUCCCUUCUCAUAGUAAUUCUCGAUGUUAGUCCAUUAGAGUGGAAGAAGUUGAUGGAUUCAGGCACUUUAGAUUUCAAAAAUGUUGUGUCUGCUUUACUUGUGAUGCUCAACUCUCAUAUGGCUUUAAACAGUGGCAAUAAAGUUGCUCUAUAUAUAGCGAACAGCUAUUUGCAUGGUGCUGAGUUGGUAUAUCCAUGGUUUGAUGACCGGGACGAUAGUAGUGACGGUAGCGAACAGAAUAGUAAGAGGCGCAGAAUGAAUGCUGACAAUAUCUUGAAAGCUUCUGGAAUAUACAGGCAGUUUCGAAUCGUCGAUGAGAGUAUCGUGGAUAAGUUGGAUAGCCUUAUAAAAGAGGAGCCGAGCAAGUUAAAGAGUAUGGUGAAUAAAGGAAACACACAUAUCAAGGGAACUCUAUCUGGGGCUCUUUCACAGGCUUUAAGUUACAUAAAUCGGCUGCAGAAAUCAGACGAGCAUUCAGGUUUAAAGGCCCGAGUGCUGUGUAUCAGUGUCAGUGGAGACUCUGCUCUUCCCUACGUUUCUAUCAUGAACUCGAUAUUUGCAGCACAGAAGAUGAAGAUUUCUGUUGAUGUGUGUAAGCUUGGACCCGACUCAACGUUCUUGCAGCAGGCCUCGGACGCUACAAAUGGCGUUUAUAUACAUAUUAACAAUCCGGAUGGGUUGAUUCAGUAUCUUUCGACAGCACUAUUCAUUGAUCCACUGCUUCGACCCAUUGUGGUUCUGCCUACAAACACUUCCAUUGACUUCAGAGCAUCAUGUUUCAUUACGAAUAAGUUGGUUGACGUGGGCUACGUAUGCUCUGUGUGUUUGUGUAUUUUAAGUGUUAUCCCUGACGAUGAAAGGUGUCCUACAUGUCAUUCCAAGUUCGAUCACAACUUAAUAACGAGGCUAAAGAGGAAGCCAAAGGUUUUGCCUUUAAAAAUGGGUAAUAAGAGGAAAAAGCGGGUAGUAGAUAAGUAG
This is a messenger RNA of Brettanomyces nanus, 1059 nucleotides long. RefSeq lists its product as uncharacterized. The transcript has a single exon. NCBI's taxonomy places the organism in Eukaryota, Fungi, Ascomycota, Pichiomycetes, Pichiales, Pichiaceae. Gene Ontology annotation, cellular component: transcription factor TFIIH holo complex; transcription factor TFIIH core complex. Gene Ontology annotation, biological process: nucleotide-excision repair; regulation of DNA-templated transcription. The record is from RefSeq and is a predicted model, not a curated record. The coding region runs from base 1 to 1059 and encodes 352 amino acids.